Molecule: messenger RNA, 3308 nt
Organism: Pseudopodoces humilis (Tibetan ground-tit)
Lineage: Eukaryota; Metazoa; Chordata; Aves; Passeriformes; Paridae
Gene: PTGES
Product: prostaglandin E synthase
Biological process (GO): prostaglandin biosynthetic process
Cellular component (GO): membrane
Molecular function (GO): prostaglandin-E synthase activity
Source: RefSeq, a predicted model, not a curated record
CCAGCUCCAAAUUCACAUGGCACUUUCUAAACCAAGAACAAAAUUCCAUCUGUCUGCCUUGGUUCGUUCUCUCAGAGAAAACCAGGACAAGCUGAUUUUGGGGUGGACAGACAGCUCUUCACUUGGUGCAGUUUUGGGGCUUUGCGGUCCAGGACGUGCCUGGUUGGGUUCCAGCUGUUCCUGCCUCUCUCCUGCGGGAUUCUCUCGCAGCCCAAGAUCUCCCCUGGCUUUGGGUGCUGAAGCGACCGAGCAGCACGCUCUCCCAAAAUGAUGGAAAAUAAAGUGUUCCUGUCUUUCACGUUCUACAGCACAAUUUUGAUUUUAAAAAUGUAUGUCGUUGCCAUCAUAACGGGGCAAGUGAGACUCAGAAAGAAGGCAUUUGCAAACCCAGAGGAUGCCCUGCGCAAUGGGGGGUUGCAGUUCUGCCGCGAAGACCCUGAUGUGGAGCGGUGCCGCAGGGCCCACCGUAAUGACAUGGAGAACAUUUUUCCCUUUCUCUUCCUUGGAGCCAUCUACUCCCUGCUGGAUCCCAGUCCCACAGUGGCCAGGAUCCAUUUCCUCAUCUUCUGUGUGGGACGGAUCAUCCACACCAUUGCCUACCUCCUGCAGCUGAGGGCACCCACACGCUCUGUGGCCUACAGUGUGGCCCAGCUGCCCUGCUUCUCCAUGGCCCUGCAGAUCCUCCUGGCCACCACCCCAUACUGGUAACAACCAGAGACCAACCACCCAAACCCCCUCAUCCUGACUCUGCUGGACCCCCUGUGAGUGGGAAGGUGAGGGUGUGUGUGUGUGUGUGUGUGUGAGAGAGAGAGAGAGAGAGAGAGAUGUCACCAGGGAGGUCACCUGGACCCUGAGGAUGUUCAGUGCGGCCUUGAUGAAAUUCCACUGUCAUCGGAAUUUUGUCAGAGAAAUCACCAGAGAGGAGGGACAUGCAGGAAGGGGAUGUGGAGCAGGUUUCUCUCCCACCUGCUGAAGAUGAGAGGUGGGAAGCACGUGGACUACGCCUCAAGGAAGGGGUCAUUGAAGGAAAGGUUUUCUGUGUUUGGAACUGUGAUGGGGAAGAUGUGCCUUUUCCUCCUGGUCAUGAGUAUCCUAUGAAUCAGGCAGGGAAAAUAAUGAGGGUUCCACAAAGUCUCUUAGCAGAUGUGGUUGGUAGCAGAGGUUACAAAGCACCCACCCUUCUCCUGCCCAACCAUGUGCAUCUGUGGGAAUGUGAGUCCUUUAGGACUUAGGCCUGUGCCUCCAGACAGCAUAACAGGGAAGUCAAAAUCUCAGAUGUUGCAAAGCAUUCAGUGUUCCCAGUGCCACCUCAUCUCCUGCCACAGGACACAGCUCCGUGCCAGGAGCCUCACUGCAACCCUGCUAGCUGCUGGCAACUCCCAGCCAGCACCAGCUGUCCUUUUCCACCACAGCACAAUGCAGAGCGACAUGCCUGGAAAAGCCAGCAGGAAUCCUUUACCCUGGACACAGAGCCUGAACACAUUUGCAGGAUACAAAGUUCUGGGGCAUCUGGAAAGUCUAAAAUGCUGGCACAAAACAGAGGGUUUGCAGACAGAAUUUUCUCCUAAAGGGCAGUCUAGUCCAUGUGCCACUAAUACCUGAAAAUGCCCCCAGAGCAUCAGACUGAGUUUCUCCCCCUCUGUUUUUAGCCUUUCUCUGGCCACAGAAUGGCUGUUGCUAUUUGGGAAAUGUGCUGUGAUCGCCGUAGAGGUGUUUUCUUUCAGCUGUUUCCUGCUGUCCACUGCUGCCACACCAUUCACAACCUGGACCAGCUGGUGUUUGCAGAAAGCUCUGGAAAUGAGCAGAGGGGCUUUGAAGGGAGUAUUGCUGCUCUGCAGUGCCACCCAAACGUGUCAUGUUGGAGAGGAGAGGCCGGGACCAGGGUAUUGCAUGGUGACAAAGGCCCAUGAGCUCCUCUGCCACGCAGCUGUCCCCAGGUGCCAGGGGCUGCUCCUGGCAGCAGCAACAAUUGAGCAUCCCUCUGGAGAAGAAGGCAGGAAGAAACCUCUGCUCUUCAGUGUAUCCUCCCUCCUCUGAGGGCACAGAAUUUGAAUGACAUCAUAGGGGCAAGCCAGAAUGAGUAGGAAAUAAAUUUCCCUUCCACCUGUCCUGUGCACUAAGGCUGUUCCCUUGACUCUACUCUCCUCAGAGAUGCUCUUGCUGAGACCUCACUGAGCACUGGGGUGAACACCUGCUCAGAAAUGAUGCUCAGCCUUUGUUCAGCUUGGGUAGAAGUUUCUCGAUCCCAUUGCAGUUGUGGCCUGAGGCUGAGCUCUGUGGCGAAGUUUGGAGUGGAAUUCUUUGCUCUCCCACUGCAAGGAAGGUGGGCAGGAUUGCAGGUUCAGCAGUUCACUCUUGGCCACUUCUCCUUCACACAGAUGUCUGGGUAGCACAGACCCCUCUUAACAAGUCUUUUCUGCCUCACAUGGUGCACAAGGUCUUGAACUCCUCUAUGUUUCUCUGCUGCUACACACGCAUCCUGGUGGCAGGAAGUAAAUAUUCCCAAUAAAAACAAAUCAUUGUGCUCUGAUACAUCCUUCCUUCGGGAGUAGCAGAUGCAGCUGGGCAGCAGCUGGGUCCAGCCCCAGCAGAAUGUUAAACCCCACUGUAGAGCCUGGAGUGCCCUGUGACUUCCAAAGAGACAUCCUUUUCCUCUGCACUCACCUGCCCUGCACAGGAACCUCCUUUCUAGGUGUGCAUUAUUUGUGCUGACCUUUAAAUUCAGCAGAGCUGGGAAUUACAAGCAGUCCUGCUCAGUUUUCCUCCCCUGAGUAGCAAGUUGUUACAAAGCUUGGUGUUCACCCAAAAAUCCUGGAGGGCUGGAGAAGCUCAGGUAAGAUGUGGCUGAUCUUCUUUGUGUUGUUAGGACUCGUAAAGGAGCUGCUUGUAUUUUCCAAGAUAAGUAGCUCCCUUUUUUUUGCACUAGGUUGCUGGGAAACAAAUGCUUCAUUUCUCUGGUUUUCCCUAUUUUCUUAAGUUGUUGGUGGUUGGGAGUUGCUGCCCUGUCAGUGUCUGAGUUAGUUUCGUAAAAUGGUUCCACUUGCUUGUUUUCUUUCCCUGUUUGUUUUCAAAUGAGAAAGGCAGUGGUUUUAUAAAAUGGACUCUCUCCAGUACAUGUUGCUGUGGUUGGAGAUGUGGCUGGGAUGGAGAUUUUGGCAUGGGAAGGAAGAAGGGAAGCUACAGAACCCCCUGCCAGCCCUCAAAUCUGCUUCAGCCUCUUCUCGGCUGCCUGUCCAGUGCCUGAGGCUCAUGCCCUGCUCAAGGAAGCUGAGGUUACAUGCAAAGCUCUGCUUUCUCCUUUUUUAUUA